Molecule: messenger RNA, 234 nt
Organism: Australozyma saopauloensis
Lineage: Eukaryota; Fungi; Ascomycota; Pichiomycetes; Serinales; Metschnikowiaceae
Gene: RUB1
Product: NEDD8 family protein
Exons: 1
Coding region: 1-234 (77 amino acids)
Biological process (GO): protein neddylation; modification-dependent protein catabolic process; regulation of proteolysis
Cellular component (GO): nucleus; cytoplasm
Molecular function (GO): ubiquitin protein ligase binding; protein tag activity
Source: RefSeq, a predicted model, not a curated record
AUGCAAGUCAAAGUGAAAACUCUAACAGGAAGAGACAUCCCCGUAGAUGUUGAGCCUACAGACAAAGUCAUUCGUAUCAAGGAAAUGAUGGAAGAAAAAGAGGGGAUUCCUCCAGCCCAGCAGAGGUUGAUUUUCAACGGAUCGCAACUUGACGACGAGAUCACCAUUGAAGCCUCUGGAAUACAGCCAGGUACAUCUUUGCACUUGGUGUUGACUUUGCGUGGUGGAAGAUAA